Molecule: messenger RNA, 1589 nt
Organism: Paramecium octaurelia
Lineage: Eukaryota; Ciliophora; Oligohymenophorea; Peniculida; Parameciidae
Source: the annotation of a GenBank genome assembly
AUGAAAACAAAUAUCAGCGAAAAUUCGCCUAAAGUUAACUCACUUUUUUAAGUAGUCUUGAUGAAUGUGAAUAUCUAACUAGGAGCCUUAAAUAUUGGGUACGUUCUCUCCUAUUUAACACUUACUAUUGACACACUUUUCGAUAAUUUGUAUGUUUUUUGAUUUAAAUAUAAAGGGGUAUAACAAAGGAAGAAAGAACAAGCUCUUUGAGUGUAAUAAAUGGAAUUUUGCCUUUAGGAUGUGUUGUGGGUGUAAUUAUUGGGUAUUUUCUCAAAAGAAAAUUUACUAACAAACAAUGUAUUCAUAUUGCUGAUCUAAUUGGAUUAUCAAGCCUCUUGGCUGUAAUAGCCAACACAAAUGUAGUAAUUGUGUUUCGUUUUUUUCUUGGAGUUGCAAAUGGCAUCUCCAGUUUAAUUAUGCCUGUCUAUGUAAAGUCCUUGUGUCCUGAAAAAUAUUAUUACUAAAUUAGUAUGAUUUUGGGAUAUGGAGUGAAUACAGGCUUGGCAAUUGGAUAAUUAAUGGGUAUUGGAUAUAUAAAGUAAUGUAUAAUUUAUAAUUAUAGGUAUCAUGGUGAAACAUCGAACUGGUGGAGGAUUGUGUUUUUGUUUCCAGCCAUAAUCUUUAUAAUCAGAUCUACCGUGAUUUAUUUUUGUUACAAUUAUGACAGCCCAGAGUAAUCAUUGUAAAGAAACGAUGUAGAACAUGCAAAAUACGUAAAUAAUCAAUAAUAAUUAAAAAGGUUAUUAAAUAAAUAUAUAAGGAAGAAUAUUUAGAGGCCUAAUUGGACCGAUACAGAUAAAUAGCUUAAAAUGAAUAGUUUAAAACUUAGAAUUCCUUUUUGCAUAUAUUUUAGAAAAAGAACCUUAUAGGAUUACAAGUUGGUGUGAUAUCAGUAAAUGAAUUUGCUAUAUAUUUAGAUGUUUGUGUAAAUUUGGUGUGGCUCAUUUGCUGUGUUUUAUUAUAGUGCUUAAAUUUUUGAGUAAUUAUCAGGUGGAGAUUUGGUAUUGAAGACAAUUUAUACCAUCUGUAUUGGUCUAUUUAGUGCUGCAGCUUAAUUCACAACCAUUCCGAUGUUGCCACGUCUAGGCCAAAAAUAUAUUUUGAGUAUAAUAGUCUUAUAUCAAAAUAGUCAUAGGAUCAGUUUUGAUGGGGGCCAUAAACAUCACCAUAGCAGUUUUAUCGAAUUAUCAAAGUGAUACAAUACUAUUCCUGAUUUUUGUCUUUUUGGUGCUCUUAAUUAUGGUAUUUGCUGCUACAUUGAGUCCAGUGUGUUGGGUAAGCAAAUUUUUUUAUAGCUUAGGGAAUUGUACCCUAAUUAAACGAUAGUGAUGGAACCUUCUUUACUAUGGAUUUGAGAUGGAUAUUCUAAGCCAUUUUAAUAUUCUCCUUUCCCUACAUCGUUUAAGGUGUUAAUAUUUCAGGAGCAUUUUAUAUUUUCGGAGGCAUAGAUCUCUUUUAUACUAUUUAUUGUGGAUUUUUUAUUCUUGAUAGCAGAGGGAAAACAGGAGCUUAAAUUUUAGAAAUGUAUUUUGAAAAGUACUCUAAGUUUUUGGUAUUGCCAUAAACAGAAACCAAUCCAUGAAACUAUU